Marchantia polymorpha subsp. ruderalis is the source of this 4131-nucleotide messenger RNA. Lineage: Eukaryota; Viridiplantae; Streptophyta; Marchantiopsida; Marchantiales; Marchantiaceae. The record is from the annotation of a GenBank genome assembly.
GUCAAAUGCGGUGGUGUCGACCUCGCUGAGCCCUGCGCCUGCUCCGAGCAGCUGCUGUCACUUCUCGGCGGCCGCAUCAGCUGCCGCUUGCGCUCGUCUCUUCUGGCACUCUCCCGUGAUCGAGUCGCAGCACCGUGUCUCAUGGUAGACGACGGCCGGAGCCGAGCUCUGACGAUCGUGGAGCCGUGUCGUCGACCCAGCGCGGCGUAGGGGGGUCGCGUGAGCUGAAGGGGCCCCAUCGCGAGGUGGUCAGCUGCUGGUGCGGGAGAGAGAGAGAGGCCAUUUCACGCAGUUUGUGUGAGCGGGACCUGGCCCUGUGGCGGAGGAGAGAUCAGCUCGGAAUCGGUGGAGGUUUGAGCGUCUGCAGCCCAACGUUCGUUCCAAAUGGUCGUUGUAAAGUUCGAGCUAUGAAGAUCAUGGAGCGAGGUCGGCGUCAUUGGGCUCCUACCGUUCUCGUGGCAUUGGCAGUUUGCGUAGCUCAUAUUUUCGGCGUGGCUGCCCAGACCGAUCCGGCGGAUCAACAAAUUCUCGAAUCUCUUCUCCAGGGCCUCACCAGUGCUAGCCAGGCGACGUUAGGAUGGAGCGGCGGUGACGCUUGCGGAGGUAAAUGGGCUCACAUUCAAUGCCUCGGCACCAAAGUGUCUGCCAUCCAGAUCGGAAAGUUGGGUCUCGAGGGGACUAUCCCAUCGACCAUCAAUCAGCUGCAGCAGUUGACACGGUUGGAGCUGCAGGAUAACUCGUUCACGGGUAGCUUGCCAUCACUCAGUGGUCUCGCCAAGCUCGAUGUGGGGUACUUCCAGAACAACAAGUUCGAUGUCAUUCCGGGCGACUUCUUCGACGGCCUGACGAGCUUGACUGGAUUAUAUCUGGACCGCAAUGCAGACCUUAAUGGGACUUCCGGGUGGACGAUUCCUCCCAGCGUUGAGCAAUGUACCGCCUUAGUGAACCUCUCUAUGACCGGGUGCAAUGUCGCUGGAACGAUACCGGACUUUCUUGGUACCAUGACGAAAUUGCGAGUGCUCAAUCUAGCGUACAACAAGAUGUCGGGUGGUAUCCCGGCUACGUUUUCUGGUUCUAACCUCGUACAGCUUCAGGUGAACAACCAACAGGCUCCCGUGUUCGAUGGCUCGAUUGAAGCCGUGGGUGGUAUGAAGUUCCUGAAAGUUCUCUGGCUGCAUGUCAAUGCCUUCACGGGGCCGAUUCCAGCGGGCUUAGGUGAUGCCACCAGUCUCGAGGAUUUGAGAUUGAACGACAACAAGCUGGUUGGCACCAUACCUCAGUCGUUCGCGAGGUUGGCUCUCCAGAGCUUCUCCGUCAGGAACAACAUGCUCAUCGGUCCUAUUCCCAGUUUUCAGACCAACUUCGGCCCGGAAAUGUUUGCGAACAAUGGAUUCUGCUCGGAGACGGUCGGGGACCAGUGUUCAACCGAAGUGACUGCAUUGAUGGGCUUCUUGGGAGCCGUCAAGUUCAGCCCCUCGAGUCUCGUGGAGACGUGGUCAGGAAACGAUCCCUGCGGGUGGACAGGAAUCGCUUGCAAUCCGAGCACGAAGUCUGUCACCAGCAUUAAUCUUCCCAACAAUGAGCUGACGGGCGAGAUAUCUCCGACUAUUGCGAGUCUCUCAUCUCUGACCACUAUUAGUUUGAGUGGAAAUCAGUUGAGCGGAACCAUCCCGACGGAGCUCACGAACCUGAAGAACUUGAAAACUUUGGACCUCAGUGACAACAAUCUGUCUCCUCCGCUUCCGGAAUUUGCUGAUGGAGUUCUGGUUGUCACUGGCAACCCGCUUCUCGUUCCUGGGACUCCUGUGGCGCCUCCUACCGCCACCACUCCUCCAGCGACGCCGGGUACUCCUCCCGCCUCCGCCGGCACACCUCCUGCCGCCCCGGCUCCUCCUGGUUCUCCUCCCGCGACAGAAACUCCAGCGGGCGUGCCCCCGACCGCCCCAGGCCCUGCCGUCGAAGGUAGCAGCAAGUCAUCGUCGAACACGGGCAUCAUCGUGGGAGUUGUCGCCGGUUCGUUUGUGCUCAUCUUAUUUGCUACAUUCGGGUUCUGUUGUGUCUACAAGAGGAAGAGGAAAAGACUCCUCACCCUCCAAGGACCUAACACUGUCAUGGUCCACCCUCGGGAUUCUGCAUCUGAUCCUGAAGUCGUGAAGAUCGUCGUGAACAGCAAUGCGAACACGCAGAACACCGAUACUCACGUCAGUCGAGCCAGUAGCGGGCCGAGCGACAUCCAAGUUGUGGAGGCAGGUAAUUUGGUAAUAUCGAUUCAGGUGCUGAGGAGCGUCACGAAGAACUUUGCAGAGGAGAACGUUCUGGGUCGUGGAGGUUUUGGUGUUGUUUACAAAGGAGAGCUCGAGGAUGGGACGAAGAUUGCGGUGAAGAGGAUGGAAGCAGCCGUCGUCAGUAGCAAAGGUCUGAGCGAGUUCCAGGCUGAAAUUGCAGUGUUGACGAAGGUCCGCCACAGGCAUUUAGUGGCCCUUCUAGGCUAUUGCGCCGAAGGAAACGAGAGGUUGUUGGUUUACGAGUACAUGCCUCAGGGUACCUUGAGCCAGCACUUGUUUGAGCACGCUAGACACGAGAGCAAACCUUUGGACUGGAACAGGAGGCUCUCAAUUGCUUUGGAUGUGGCCCGCGGGAUGGAGUAUCUGCACAGUCUAGCCCACAAAAGUUUCAUCCACCGCGAUCUCAAGCCUUCGAACAUCCUUUUAGGAGACGAUUUUCGAGCUAAGGUGUCUGAUUUCGGUCUGGUUAAGCUUGCUCCCGAGGGAAAAUUCUCAGUGGAAACUAGGUUGGCUGGUACAUUUGGUUAUCUUGCUCCGGAAUACGCUGUGACCGGUCGUGUGACGACAAAGGCGGACGUUUUUAGCUUUGGAGUAGUGUUGAUGGAGCUGAUCACAGGUCGACGGGCUCUCGACGAAACCCAAGCAGAGGAGAAUAUGCAUCUCGUAACAUGGUUUAGGCGAAUGAACGCCAGCAAGGACUCAUUUACGAAGGCAAUAGAUUCUUCUAUCGAAGUUACUGAAGACUCGUUCAGAAGCAUAUUGAUUGUAGCGGAGCUAGCGGGCCACUGUACAGCGCGAGAACCUUACCAGCGACCAGACAUGGGCCAUGCAGUGAAUGUACUCGCCCCGUUGGUCGAACAGUGGAAGCCCACAGAUCUGGAUGAGGAUGAAGGAGGUAUUGAUCUUGAGAUGACGCUACCUCAAGCCUUAAAGCAGUGGCAGAUGUAUGAGGAUUCGUCGAUGAGUGGGUUGGAUGAUACGAAGGCAAGUCUCCCUACUCGGCCUACAGGCUUCGCGGAGUCUUUCACAUCGGCUGACGGUCGUUAACCAUAAUCCCGAACGCUGCUCAUCGUGGCAAAGACUUACCUUCGUUCUGAAUUUCACCCUUUGGAAACCACAGCUGUCUUUCCCUAGGUUUGCUGGAACCCAUUGCUCUCUGGUCUUCUGUUUGGAGUGAGGACUAAUAGGGAUUGGUGACUUGGGACCAAGCAAUGGUUAAAUCUACUCCCACCUUUUCUCACUGUACGAGUCUCUUUUUUCCAAUUUUGACAUUUUCCUGAUAGAGACUUAGACCAAGGGAAGGGAGUUCGCGCCUGUGGUGUAUCACACUUCAGACUUUCGCCAUCAUGACGAUAGCGUUAUUGCAAGUGACGUGAUUUGUAACCUCUGCAUCGGUCAGAGGGACUCACACCCAUUAUGAUACGUUGAUUGCAUCUCUGUAAAUGCAGGGUUGCAUAUUCCAAUUGUUUCUAUAGUUGAAGGACUAUCCCGAAACACCUUUUGAUUGUUUUGGAGCCUUAGCGCUUGUUAUAGCCACGGCAAGGUUUUUGUGGUAUUUCUCAAAAGGUCUACAAUUAGCAUGAGAGACUGCCCUCUAAAAUACUGUCAUCGUAGAUGAGUCUCCAGUCGUGGCUUCUGGCGAGGAUCUUGUUAGCGAAUGAGGUACAAAGGGCAAAUGGCUGUGUGAUACAGUUUGCCACGUUUUGUAUAGUGGAUUGAGGUCCAGAUUGACUUCUGUUUCUCAGUAGGUGAGACGCUCUGAUGGCGACAAGCUACACUGUAAUAAUGCCUAAUUAUUGUUCGAGGGUCGUUCUUUCAACAGAACUCGCAUAUCAGACACUGUGCA